This is a messenger RNA of Parathielavia appendiculata, 1287 nucleotides long. RefSeq lists its product as uncharacterized. The coding region runs from base 1 to 1287 and encodes 428 amino acids. The transcript has a single exon. The record is from RefSeq and is a predicted model, not a curated record. NCBI's taxonomy places the organism in Eukaryota, Fungi, Ascomycota, Sordariomycetes, Sordariales, Chaetomiaceae.
AUGGCUCAACAACAACAGCCGGCCGUCCAACUCAUCUCCAAAUCCGACUUCACUACCCAACAUGUCGUGCCUGUCUCCCUCCCGACCCCGUUUCCGCCUCUGAGCCCGGGACAAGCCCGCAUUCGCACCCACACUAUCUCUCUGACCACGAACAACUUCACCUACGCCAGGCUCGGCGGCAUCCCCUACCUCGGCUGGUGGGAUGCCUGGCCGAUGCCGCCCUGCUCCUCCCUGCCGGCCCCCUUCAACGAACCCUCCACCCUGGCAGGGUAUUGCCGGGUUCUGGCCUGGGGGUACUCGGCCGUCGUCGAGAGCGCCGUGCCCGGGCUGGAGGUCGGCACGCUUCUGUUCGGCACACAGCCCAUCGGCACGCUGGCCGAGGUCGUCGAGCUGGAGAGCAUUGAAGAUGUUGACGGGCAUUGGAGGGAGGUUAGCGGCCGGAGAAAGCAUCUCAAUAGCGUGUAUAACCGGUACAUUGCCCGCCCUCGUGACGACACGGACAGGGAGGGGAUGGGGUGGGAUGCGCUGAUGAAUGUGUUGUUCCAGUCGGGGUAUAUGCUGAACCGGUCUGUGUUUGCGUGGGAGGAGGGGGUCAAGGCGGUGCAUCCGCUUGGGGACCCAGCGUUGCCUUGGACGGAGGAAGAUGCAGAUCUUACUGGAGCCGUGGUGGUUAUGCUGGCGGCGUCGGGGAAGACGGGGCUCUCUUUUGCGAGGGAGAUGAGGGCUCGCCGGCCGAGGGAGAAGCAGCCUGCUAAAGUCAUCGCGGUUGGGUCUGCCAAAUCGAAGGAGUUUACUGUUGGCACGGGGCUGUUCGACGAGGUGCUGCUCUACAGCGACUUGGAGGACCAGGCAUUUGAUCUGGAGUAUAGGUUGAAAGGGGAUGGUCGGAAGGUCUUGUUGAUGGACUUUGGGGCAAGGGGAGGUGCUGUUGACCAGUGGGCCGAGGCUCUGGAGGCCAAGUCCAAGAACCUGCAGGCGUUGAUUGUUGGAGGGGAUCCCCUAGGAAAAGAGAUCAGUAAAACGGGGAAGCAGACUGAAGACCCCGCGAGCGGCGUCGCCCAGUUCUUCGCAGGGGCAGUCCGGGAUCGCGUUAUCGAGGCUGGCGGCGCCGCGAAAUACUUUGCGGACCAGGAGACUGCAUGGGCAGAGUUCAAGGCAACCAGAACAGUUCCCGGUUUGCAACUCAAGCGGGGAGAAGGCCUAGCCAGCUUCAGCGAAGAUUGGAACAAGGUCGUCAAGGGGGAGUAUGGGACGCAUAUCGGGCUGGUCUACGGAUUUCCUGUCUAA